UGUUGGUGUUCCUGCAGCGAUCUUUGCAAAGUGUUAAAUUGAUUUAAAAUGAUUAUUUUGUUAUUUUAGCGUCUGAAUCGGAUAACUUUUAGCACUUUCGCAACACCGGUCUAUUUUAUUUAUCGCCAACAUGUUUCACAAGCACGGCACAACUUUAUUACUUUUGUUAAUAUGCAUUUUAAAUUGUUACUCGUUUUAUGUGCCGGGAAUGGCCCCGGCUGAUUUUAAAGCAGGUGAUACGAUCGAAGUCAAGGCUGUGAAAAUGACAAGUAUACAUACACAGCUACCGUACGAGUAUUAUUCGUUGCCUUUCUGUUUACCGAAAGGCGGGCUGAAUGCUAUUCACUAUAAAUCGGAGAAUUUGGGUGAGGUUUUAAGGGGCGAUCGUAUCGUAAAUACGCCGUAUGACGUAAAAAUGGCAAAGAAUACGCCGUGCACUUUGUUGUGUAAUUCGCAAAAGGACCCAAUUAAUUGGAGUGUGGGGGAGUCUCAGAUUGUCGUGGACAGAAUACAACACGAGUAUUUUGUGCACUUGUUGGUUGAUAAUCUCCCUGCAGCUACUCCAGUUUUGAACCCAGAAACCAAUGAAAUACAGUAUGAACAUGGGUACAAAUUAGGUAACACCGUGGGGGACAGGAACUAUAUCAACAAUCACUUGAAACUGACUUUAUUAUAUCAUAAUCCAACACCCGAUGUUUAUCGCGUGGUUGGAUUUCAUGUAGAGGCCAAAUCUGUCCACAUGGACGAUUUAAAAUUCAUGGAUAAAACUUGCACAUUCCCUAAUAAACCCCGUCCACAACUGGUCGAUCCGACGACAGGCACUAAGCUGUAUUUUACCUAUGAAGUCGAAUGGGAGUUGUCCAAAAUCAGUUGGGCGUCUCGAUGGGACACUUAUUUAGCGAUGAGUGAUGUCCAGAUCCACUGGUUCUCCAUUAUCAACUCAAUCGUCGUCAUUUUCUUCCUUUCCGGAAUUUUGACGAUGAUAAUGGUGCGAACAUUGAGAAGGGACAUCGCGAAAUAUAACGCUGACGAAAGCUUCGACGAAACGAUAGAGGAAACUGGCUGGAAAUUGGUACAUGGGGACGUUUUUCGACCCCCGAAAAAUUCACGACUGUUUGCCGCUGUGGUGGGAUCCGGGAUACAGAUAUUCCUGAUGGCGCUUAUCACGUUGUUUUUCGCCAUGUUGGGCAUGUUGUCGCCGGCUUCAAGAGGCGCCCUGACCACAGCCGCCAUUUUCCUCUAUAUGUUCAUGGGUCUAGUAGCCGGAUAUUUUUCAGCCAGACUGUACAAAACCAUGAAAGGAAGAGAGUGGAAACGUGCCGCCUUCCUCACGGCGACUUUGUAUCCAGCUAUAAUAGCUUGUUCAUGUUUCUUCUUAAAUUUCUUCAUAUGGGGGAAAGCCAGUAGUGGGGCGGUACCCUUUUCAACAAUGAUCUCAUUAUUAUUAAUGUGGGUGUUCAUUUCUUUACCAUUAGUGUAUUUGGGGUACUAUUUCGGGUUCAGGAAACAACCGUACCAGCACCCGGUGAGGACUAAUCAGAUUCCAAGACAAGUUCCUGACCAGCACUGGUACAUGAAUCCUAUGUUAUGCACUUUGAUGGCGGGAAUUUUGCCAUUCGGCGCCGUCUUCAUCGAGCUAUUCUUCAUCUUCACAGCCAUCUGGGAGAACCAAUUCUACUACUUGUUCGGCUUCUUAUUCUUGGUGUUUAUAAUAUUGGUCAUUUCGUGCUCACAAAUCUCCAUAGUGAUGGUGUAUUUUCAGCUAUGCGGCGAGGACUACCAUUGGUGGUGGAGGAGCUUCAUAGUGUCGGGAGGUUCCGCCUUGUACAUUCUAGGAUAUUCUCUCUUCUACUUCGUAACUAAGCUAGAAAUAACCGAAUUUAUUCCCACUUUGUUGUAUUUCGGGUAUACCGGACUCAUGGUGUUAACCUUUUGGUUACUGACCGGAACUAUCGGAUUUUUCGCGGCGUAUGCUUUCGUCCGAAAGAUCUACUCCGCGGUGAAAAUCGACUAAGCUCGAUUUGUAUGUGACAUUAUUUAUUUUAUUUUUUGUUGUUAUAACGUGUGGGAUGGUUUACAUAAACCUGAAACGAAUUAGUCACAUAAUUUUCGAAAACAAAUCCGAAACGUAGAUGGUAAAUGUUUCGUGAUGUCUCUAAGUUAGUGGUACACUUUUAUUACUUACCUAGAAUAGAUCCCUAAUUUAUUGUUCACCUAAAUAUAUUUUUUAUAGUUCCGUCAGGGCAUAAGUUUAUUUCGCACCUUGUACAGAUGUGAGCAGUUUGAGUUUCAUUGUAAUAACUGUAUAUAAAUAAAAUAAAUACUUUUGUGUAAAA
Zophobas morio is the source of this 2336-nucleotide messenger RNA. RefSeq names its product transmembrane 9 superfamily member 4 (gene TM9SF4). Bases 131 to 2014 code for a protein of 627 amino acids. Gene Ontology annotation, cellular component: membrane. Gene Ontology annotation, biological process: protein localization to membrane. The transcript has 7 exons. Lineage: Eukaryota; Metazoa; Arthropoda; Insecta; Coleoptera; Tenebrionidae. The record is from RefSeq and is a predicted model, not a curated record.